AUGGACUAAGAAGCAUUAAUGAAAAUACUCCAAAAUUUGAUGAAAGAUUAAGGAGAAAUUAAAAUUGGAAAUUUUGUUAUACAAUAACAAGAACCUAAAAGAAAUCAUACUACCAUGAUUACACACAAUAAAACUGAUGUUCCACAAAUUAUUAGCAAAAGCUAAUAAAAUAUAGAUUAUAUAGAAUCUAAGCCGAAUGAUUUUGUGAAUGAUUUGUUCUUUGAUGAACCAGUGCCAGAUUUGGAUUAAUUUAUAGAAUAGGAAGUAGUAUCAAAUAUUACAAUUGAUUCAUAAACAAAGCCGAACAAUGUUUAAAAAUAGUUGUUUUCUAAAACAUAUUAGAUGAUAGAUAAAUUUAGUCCAAAUUUAAAAGAAGAAUUUGAAAGUGCAUUAGAAUUUGAUUUUGAAUAAUUACUAAAACCUAAAACAUCAGAAUGUUCGUCUGACACAAUGACUACUAUUACAGAUACAACAUCUAGUGAUCCUUUAAGAACCUUUUUAAUGUCUUUAAUUCCAUUAAAAUCUUCUUUGACUCCUACAAAAUAGACUUAGAUAGAUUUUUUAUUUUUAUACUCUUAACCUCUAUUAUAGAUAACAAAUAAUUUGACAAAGAAAGUGUUGUAAAAAUUAGAAAUAACUAAAGAGUUGAAUUCAAUAAAAGAAGUAUUUAUAGAUGUAAAAGCCGAAAUAAAAUUUAUGGCAACACCAGCAAGAAUGGAUAGAUUUGGAGAAGCUUUAGAUUUGAAUCCAAAAGCAUUACAUUAUGCAGGUCAUGGUAUUUAUAUGGAAUCAAAUUAAUAAUCAUAUUUGUUAUUUGAAUAAUUACAUGGAGUAGCAUAAUUAGUUUCAGCAAAUUAAAUUUUGUUGUGUCUUUAAAAACUUAAAUGUCCGAUUUUAUUUGUUUUUGUAGCUAGUUGUCAUUCAAAAUUAAUAGGAGAAGUAUUUCAUUAAGCUGGAGCUGAACAUGUAAUAUGUGUACAUUCAAAAGAGUAAGUAAUGGAUGAAGCAUGUUGUGUAUUUGCUAGAUCAUUUUAUCAUGGAUUGAUAAAAGGAUAAUAAACUGUUUGUUAAGCUUUUUUAGCUGCUAAAAAUUAAGUUAAAGUUGAAGGUAGAUUUCCAUAUGCAGAAGAAAACAAAUUCCUUUUACUUACUAAAUCUCAUCAUUAAUGUUCUACUUGGUUAUUAAGAGAAGGAGAGUUUAAAGAUCUCACUCCUCAUUAGAAUUAAAAUUAACUUCCAUCUGUUGUAUCCAAUUUUACUGGUAGAUCUUAAUAAAUGUAAGAAAUUAUUGAUAAAAUAAUUUAAAAUUAACUUAUUAAUAUUAAAGGAGUAUUAGGUAUUGGUAAAAGUGCUUUAAUAAAAGAAAUUAGUAUUUAUAUUGCUUAAAGAAAUAUAUUUAAAAAUGGCGUUGUAUAUAUUUAAUUAAACUAAUGUGAUAGUUUUGAUAGUGUAGCCAGUAGAUUUGCUUAUAUCUUUAUGCCAAAUCUAGCAUUAUAAAGUAAUUAUGAAAUCAAAUAAUUAAUGGUCACUUAAAUUAUAUAAACUAUUAAAAAUCAAGAAUUUCUUCUUAUUCUUGAUAAUUGUGAUCUUAUUAUGCAUUCUAAUGAUCGUGAUGUUUUUGUGGAUUUUUUAGAAUUAAUUUUAGCUAAUUGUAAAUGUCAUGUAUGUAUCACAAAUAGAAGUGAGAUAAUUUAAUAAGGAAGAGUUAUAAAGAUUGAAGGAUUAUCUUUAGAAGAAAGUGCUUAAUUAUUUAUCAAUUCAUCUUCUAGAGAAAUAACUAUUUAAGAAGUUGAAGAAUUAUUAGGAUGUAAUGAUCUUCUUAAUAAAUAUACUUGGAAUGAUAAAUUAUUAAUUUAGAAAUUUUCAAAUCAUGUUUUAUUUUAAAUUUUGGAUGGUCAUCCUUAAGGAAUAAUACUAUCUUCUGGAUUAUUGGAGAAUUAUACUUUAAAAGAAUUAUAUUAAUAAUUAUCUUAUAAAUAAUUGAUGGAUUUACCAAUUUCAAGUAGAGUGACAGAAGAAGAAAGAAGAUCACUAAGAGUAUCAUUAAAUUUAAGUUGGGCUAACUUGAUUGAAAGAUAUGAAAAAGCAGCCAUAUUUUUUGGUAUGCUAGGAUUGCUUCCAUGUGGAGUUUAUAAUGAUGAAUUAAAUGAUGUUUGGGGACCAGGAUGGGAAAAACUAGCUACAUAAUUAAUUAAAAGUUCAUUAUUAUUAUAAACAAAGAAAAAUACUAAAACACAUUAUUGUUUAUAUAAUUUUACUGUUAAAUUUGCUGAAAGUAAAUUAGAUUAGAAAUAAAAAAGACUUUAUCAUCAUAAUAUUGUUAAACUAUUAUUAAAAAAGACAUAGACUUAUUAUACAUAAAUAGGUACUUAAGCACAUGAUAUUAAUAAUCAAUCUAAUGAUGAUUUUUUAGCUAUUGAAUAAAAUAUAAAGAAUGCUAUUUUUAGAGAAUUUGAAAUUAUUUCUAAUGGUCAAUUUCAAAUUGAACCAUAAAAAUAGGAAAAAAAAGAUGAUGAAAAUGAUGAUGAAACUUUUAAUUUACCUUUAACUAAAGAAAAUUUGGAGAUGAUGCAAAAAAAAUAUGAAAAUAAUAGUUAGAAAUCUCAUCUAAGUUCUAAAGUAGGCUUUACUGGAUCUGUUAUAUCAAGUUUUAAAUAUGAUUAAAUUUCAGAUGAUUAUAUGACUAAUGGUCCAAAAAGAAAAUCUUUUUCUAUUGCUAAAGUAGGCGUUACAAUUAGUGAAGAAGAUGAAUUAUAAUCAAAUAAAGAUUAUUCAGAUAAUGGUAUGAGCAUUAAUUAUGUUGAGUCUAAAAUUUUUAAAAUAAACUCAAAUAAUAUUAAACCUGAUAAUAUUGAUGAUUCUAACAAUGUUUAAGAAUGCUUAAAUUAAUAAACUUAAAUAUCUAUAGCUAUUUAAGGUGAACAAGCUUAAGUUCAGAAAGCACUUGAUCCAAAAUUUAUAAAAUCAUCUUUGAAUCCUAAUUCAUUAACUUAAAGAGUUACAUUUCUUGAUUAAUAAAUAAAACAUAUUCCUUAAGAUAUGAAAAAGAAAAAUAAUGAAGAAGAGGAUAAGCAACAUUAAAUUUUAUCAAAAAGAUAAAUAAUUCCUAAAAUUGGUGAUAGAGCUAAAUCAGGUAAAGCAAAAGAAGAAUGUACAUCUUCUACUUAAUUACCAAAUAAAAAGGAUAAAAUAUAAAAGCUCAUUCUUUAUUAUUGUUAAAUAUUACUUUUAUAAAGAAGAUAUAAUGAAUGUUUAAAAUUCAUUAAUUGGACUUAUUAAUAUUUUUAUGGAGAUUUAUUAUUCACUGCAAAUAUUAUUAAAACUAAAGCUUGUGUAUAUUAUAUGCUUAAAGAACCAAAAAAAUCUUAAUAAGCUUUUAAAUAAGCUAAAGAGAUGUUUAUAAAAAAAGGAUGUACUUUAGGAGUUGCAUGUUGUGAAGCUGCAAGUGGUUAUAUUUCUUUAUAAGAACGUAGUUUAUUAUAGGCAAAAGUUAAUUUUGAAAAUGCUCUAUAGUUUUAUGAAUAAUUAAAUCAUGAUUUUGGAAAACAUUUCUUAAAUAGAUGGCUUCUCUUAGUUAAAAAUAAAAUUUCUAGUCUUAAAAAUGAUAGAGCCAAACAUAUUUAAUAAGAAAAAAUGCUUAUUGAAAAUCUCAAAUAAGAAUUUAAAAAAGGGAUAAAAGUAGAUAAUCUUAUUUAAAAAAAACAUAAAGGAGGAGUUUUCAUUUUAAGAUGGUUAGGUGAUACAUUAUCCAUAUUUAUUGAAAUAGCUACAGUAGAAGAUUCCAAAUAAAAAGAUAUUAUGAGUAUUUUAAGAGUUGUUGAACAAAAUCCUAUUACUAAUUAUAAAAAAAAAAAAGUUGACGAUAUUGAAAUUAAACCUUCUACAAGUAAUAUUGUCAAACCAACUAGUUCAAGUAGUAGUACUGCUACACUAAAAAGAUUUAACAAAAUAUAGAAAGCUCCUAUCAACAAAUAAUUAAAUGAAAUCUUAGAAAAUGUAUAAUAAGAAGAAGAUCCAACAAAUACAUCCUUACAAUAAUUAUAGAAAUAAUAAUAAUAAUAAUAAUAAUAAUAAUAAUAAUAAUAAUAAUAAUAAUAAUAAUAAUAAUAAUAAUAAUAAUAAUAAUAAUAAUAAUAAUAAUAAUAAUAAUAAUAAUAAUAAUAAUAAUAAUAAUAAUAAUAAUAAUAAUAAUAAUAAUAAUAAUAAUAAUAAUAAUAAUAAUAAUAAUAAUAAUAAUAAUAAUAAUAAUAAUAAUAAUAAUAAUAAUAAUAAUAAUAAUAAUAAUAAUAAUAAUAAUAAUAAUAAUAAUAAUAAUAAUAAUAAUAAUAAUAAUAAUAAUAAUAAUAAUAAUAAUAAUAAUAAUAAUAAUAAUAAUAAUAAUAAUAAUAAUAAUAAUAAUAAUAAUAAUAAUAAUAAUAAUAAUAAUAAUAAUAAUAAUAAUAAUAAUAAUAAUAAUAAUAAUAAUAAUAAUAAUAAUAAUAAUAAUAAUAAUAAUAAUAAUAAUAAUAAUAAUAAUAAUAAUAAUAAUAAUAAUAAUAAUAAUAAUAAUAAUAAUAAUAAUAAUAAUAAUAAUAAUAAUAAUAAUAAUAAUAAUAAUAAUAAUAAUAAUAAUAAUAAUAAUAAUAAUAAUAAUAAUAAUAAUAAUAGUAAUAAUAAUAAUAAAAACCAAUUACAAAGAAGAAUGUUCAAAUAUAAAUGA
Paramecium sonneborni is the source of this 4699-nucleotide messenger RNA. The record is from the annotation of a GenBank genome assembly. Lineage: Eukaryota; Ciliophora; Oligohymenophorea; Peniculida; Parameciidae.